GCGGCAGUGACGGCGCUUGCCGUGCGGCCGAGGACGAUUCGCCAGUGAGCGCGGAGACUGGUUCCACUACGGGCGCGGGGGGGCGCCGGUCCCGGCCCUGCUCCCUGGGCCGCGGAGCUUGCCGUCCCACCUCCGUCAGAACCGAUCUUUCCUUCCAGCCCCUGACCCCUGCCCUUCCUGGUUUUCCCCCGCCUUCCUCGCAGAGGCCAUGGAGGACGAGGAGAGACAGAAGAAGCUGGAGGCCGGCAAAGCGAAGCUUGCCCAGUUUCGACAAAGAAAGGCUCAAUCUGAUGGACAGAAUUCUUCUAAGAAGCAGAAAAAAAAGAGAAAAACCUCAAACAGUAAACAUGAUGUAUCAGAAUACCAUGGCUUGGAUGUUGAUCAAUCACAGUGUGAUGAGUUGUAUGUAAAUAGUUCUCAGAGAGUAGGAUCAUCCGUGACUCCGGAAUCCACAACAAUGAGAACUCCACAUAGUAGAGAAAUUGUCAAGCAUGACCAGGUCUUCUCUGUCGAACCUGAAAGUGAAAUUUCAACCACGGCAGAUGACUACAGUUCGGAGGUAAACGGUUGCAGAUUUGUGGUGAGAACAGGAAAGCCUACAAAUUUAUUAAGGGAAGAAGAAUUUGGUGUUGAUGAUUCUUAUUCUGGACAAGGAGCACAGUAUAGUCAGACCCACCUAGAGAUGAUGGAAAAUGAAUUAGCUGGGAAACAGCAUGAGAUUGAAGAGCUAAACAGAGAACUGGAAGAAAUGAGAGCCACCUAUGGGACUGAAGGACUGCAACAGGAACAAGAUAAAAAAGUGGAAAACUCAAAUAAAAAAGAAAUACAGGAAAAGGAAGCAAUCAUUGAAGAAUUAAAUGCAAAAAUAAUAGAAGAAGAAGAAAAAACUCUUGAGCUAAAGGAUAAAGUAACAGCUGCUGAUAAAUUACUAGGAGAAUUACAAGAGCAAGUUAUACAAAAGAACCAAGAGAUAAAAAAUAUGAAAUUAGAGCUGUCCAAUUCUAAGCAAAAAGAAAGACAGUGUUCUGAGGAAAUAAAACAGUUAAUGGGGACAGUUGAAGAACUUCAGAAGAGAAAUCAUAAAGAUAGCCAAUUUGAAACUGAUGUAGUUCAAAGAAUGGAACAGGAAACACAAAGAAAGUUAGAACAACUCCGGGCAGAGUUGGAUGAGAUGUAUGGGCAGCAGAUAGUGCAGAUGAAACAAGAAUUAAUAAAACAACACAUGUCACAGAUAGAGGAACUGAAAACACAACAUAAGGGAGAAAUGGAGAAUGCUUUAAGAUCAUAUCCAAAUAUUACAGUUAAUGAAGAUCAAAUAAAGUUAAUGAAUGUGGCAAUAAAUGAACUGAAUAUAAAAUUGCAAGACACUAACUCUCAAAAGGAAAAACUCAAGGAAGAACUUGGAGUAAUUUUGAGAGAAAAGUCUGAUUUACAGAGACAGCUUGAAGACCUUUUUGAAGAAUUGAGUUUUUUAAGGGACCAAAUUCAGAGAGCUAGACAGACCAUAGCUGAACAAGAAAGUAAACUGAAUGAAGCACAUAAGUCCCUUAGUACAGUGGAAGAUUUGAAAGCUGAGAUUGUUUCUGCAUCUGAAGCCAGGAAGGAACUAGAAUUAAAACAUGAAGCAGAAGUUACAAAUUAUAAGAUAAAACUUGAAAUGUUAGAAAAAGAAAAGAAUGCUGUGUUAGACAGAAUGGCUGAAUCACAAGAAGCUGAAUUAGAGAGGCUGAGAACACAGCUUCUAUUUAGUCAUGAAGAAGAACUUUCCAAACUGAAGGAAGAUUUAGAAAUUGAACAUCGAAUAAAUAUUGAAAAACUUAAAGAUAAUUUAGGCAUUCACUAUAAACAACAGAUAGAUGGCUUACAGAAUGAAAUGAGUCAAAAGCUAGAAACCAUGCAGUUUGAAAAAGACAAUUUGAUUACUAAUCAGAAUCAAUUAAUUUUGGAAAUUUCAAAGCUAAAAGAUUUACAGCAGUCCCUUGUGAAUUCAAAGUCAGAAGAAAUGACUCUUCAAAUCAAUGAACUUCAAAAAGAAAUUGAAAUACUCAGACAGGAAGAAAAGGAAAAGGGUACACUUGAGCAAGAAGUUCAAGAAUUACAACUUAGAACAGAAUUAUUAGAGAAACAAAUGAAGGAAAAAGAGGAUGAUGUGCAAGAAAAAUUUGCACAACUUGAAGCAGAAAAUAGCAUUCUUAAAGAUGAAAAGAAAGCCCUUGAAGACAUGUUGAAAAUAUAUACUCCUGUUAACCAAGAAGAAAGAUUGAUUUUCAUAGACUCCAUUGAGUCCAAAUCCAAAGACUGUAGCUGGCAAAAAGAAAUAGAAAUACUUACAGAGGAAAAUGAGGACCUCAAACAACAGUGUAUUCAGCUAAAUGAAGAGAUUGAAAAGCAAAAGAACACUUUUUCAUUUGCUGAAAAAAACUUUGAAGUUAACUAUCAGGAGUUACAGGAGGAAUAUGCUUGCCUUCUCAAAGUAAAAGAUGAUUUAGAAGACUGUAAAAAUAAGCAAGAAUUAGAGUAUAAAAGUAAGCUUGAAGCACUUAAUGAAGAGCUUAAUUUGCAAAGGAUAAAUCCAACUACAGUGAAAAUGAGACGUUCUGUCGUUGAUGAUGACAAGGCUUUUAUAGCAGAACCAUGGGAAACUGGUGAGGUUGUUGAGAAAGAUACAACAGAACUCAUGGAAAAACUUGAGGUAACCAAGAGAGAGAAAUUAGAGCUCUCAAAGAGACUGUCUGAUCUUUCUGAACAAUUGAAACAAAAACAUGGUGAGAUUAGUUGUCUAAGUAAAGAAGUUAAAUCUUUAAAGCAAGAGAAAGAACAAGUUUUAUUGAAAUGUAGAGAGCUAGAAAUCAUAAUCAACCAUAAUAGGGCAGAAAAUGUAAAUGUAUGUGAUGUUCAGUUAAGCUCUUUAACAGAUGGAGUAGUGACUCUGACAAGCAGGGAUUCUGGAAGAUCAGUUUCUAAAAUAAAUAAAGGUUUUGGUGAAGAAUCAAAAAUAAUGGCAGAAGAUAAAAUUGCUUUUGAAAAUACGACUGUUAGAAAAGAAAGCAAGCAAGAACAGUCAUUUUUGGAUCACUUGCCAUCAGUAAGAAAUGAAUCAUCAUUUUGGGCAACUGAACCAAGUGAAAAUGAUAAACUUCAAAGGGAACUCAGUGUACUUAAAUCAGAACAGAAUGAUUUAAGACUACAGAUGGAAGCCCAACGCAUUUGCCUCUCUCUGGUGUAUUCAACUCAUGUGGAUCAGGUUCGUGAAUAUAUGGAAAAUGAAAAAGAUAAAGCUCUUAGCAAUCUUAAAGAGGAGCUUAUCUCUGCUCAAGAGGAAAAGAUCAAGGAACUUCAGAAGAUACACCAGUUAGAGCUACAAAAUAUAAAAACACAAGAAACAGGUGAUGAAGCAAAGUCUCUGCAGAUGCUCAUUGGAAAACUUCAAAAUGCAGUGUCUGAAGAAUGUUCUAAUUUCUCACAGACUUUAUGCAGUGUCCUCGGUGAAUGUUAUACUCCUGCUUUAAAAUGUGAAGUAAAUGUAGAAGGGAGAGAGAAUUCUGGUGCUUACACUUCUGAAAAUCAAGAACCAGAGUUACGAGAUUGUAGAUAUGAAUUUCAAGACCUUCAAGAAAACUUGCAAACUCUUCUCAACAAAGUUACAGAAGAAUGCAACAAACUCUUGGUACUUCAGAAACGAUUAAGCAAGAUUCCAGGACAGCAAACAGAUGGUAUGAAACUUGAAUUUGCAGAAGAAAACCUCCCAAAAGAGGAAACAGAGUUUUUAUCAACCCAUUCUCAGAUGACCAGUUUACAAGACAUUGAUAUUGAUCAUAAAAGCAAGUUAUCUUCUCUCCAAGAUAUUGAAAAAAUUAAACAACUUGAAGAACAAGUUCAAACAUUAGAAAACCUCAUAUCCUCUUUGCAGCAACAGUUGAAAGAAACUGAAGAAAACUAUGGGGCAGAGAUCAGUUGUUUGCAGGAAAGACUUCAAGCUAUUGAUGAAUCCACAGUUCAGCCAAGGCAAGCAGUCAUUGUGUCAAUGAGUAUUGCAUUUGCUCAACAAACUGAACUAUCUAGAAUAUCUGGGGGAAAAGAAAAUACUACAGUACCAAAACAAGCACAUCCUCUCUGUGAGCAGGAAGAACCACAUUAUUUUAACGAAAUGAAAUUAUCACAGGGUCAAGUUGGUUUUCAGACUUUUGAGGUAACAGACAUGAAAUUUAAAGAAGAAUUUAAGCCACUUAGUAAAGAGUUAGGAGAAGAUGGAAAGGAAGUUUUGUUGUCGAAUAAUGAUGAUCUUGAUGAUAUGCUAGAAUCAAAGGACUAUCAGCUGACUAUUUCAGAAGAAAUGUUCUCCAAAGAUAAAACAUUUAUAGUCAGAGAAUCUAUCCAUGAUGAGAUUUCGGUAUCAAGCAUGGAUGCUUCUAGACAGCUAAUGUUAAAUGAAGAGCAGUUGGAAGAUAUGAGGCAGGAACUUGUGCGACAAUACCAAGAACAUCAACAGGCAACAGAACUAUUAAGGCAGGCACACAUGCGACAGAUGGAGAGACAGCGAGAAGACCAGGAACAGCUACAAGAAGAGAUUAAAAGACUAAAUAGACAGUUAGCCCAGAGAUCUUCCAUAGAUAAUGAAAACCUGGUUUCAGAGAGAGAGAGGGUGCUUUUAGAGGAGCUGGAAGCACUAAAGCAGCUGUCUUUAGCUGGAAGAGAGAAGCUGUGUUGUGAGCUGCGCAACAGCAGUACGCAAACACAGAAUGGAAAUGAAAGUCAAGAGGAAGUUGAGGAACAGACGUUUAAAGAAAAGGAAUUGGACAGAAAACCUGAAGAUGUGCCUUCUGAUAUUCUGUCCAAUGAAAGAUAUGCCCUCCAGAAAGCUAAUAACAGACUUCUGAAGAUCCUGUUAGAAGUUGUAAAGACAACAGCAGCUGUUGAAGAAACAAUUGGUCGCCAUGUCCUUGGGAUUCUAGAUAGAUCUAGUAAAGGCCAGUCAUGUGCCAGCCUGAUUUGGAGAUCAGAAGCGGAGCCUUCUGUAAAGUCAAGUGUCCAUGAGGAACACACAGGAGUAACAGAUGAAUCCAUACCCUCUUAUUCUGGAAGUGAUAUGCCAAGAAAGGACAGUAGCAUGUGGUCAAAAGUAACUGAGGAAGGAACAGAGCUAUCCCAACGGCUUGUGAGGAGUGGUUUUGCUGGAACUGAAAUAGACCCUGAAAAUGAAGAAUUUAUGCUGAACAUUAGCUCUCGACUACAAGCAGCAGUUGAAAAACUCCUAGAAGCCAUAAGUGAAACUAGUAGUCAGCUUGAACAUGCAAAAGUUACACAGACAGAGUUGAUGCGUGAGUCAUUUAGACAGAAACAAGAAGCAACAGAGUACCUUAAGUGCCAAGAAGAACUGCGAGAGCGCCUUCAUGAAGAGUCCAGGGCCAGAGAACAACUGGCUGUGGAGCUUAGUAAGGCUGAGGGUGUCAUUGAUGGCUAUGCAGAUGAAAAAACUCUUUUUGAAAGGCAAAUCCAGGAAAAAACUGAUAUAAUAGAUCGUCUUGAGCAGGAGUUGUUAUGUGCCAGUAAUAGAUUGCAAGAAUUGGAAGCAGAGCAGCAGCAGAUCCAAGAAGAAAGAGAAUUAUUGUCCAGACAAAAGGAGGCUAUGAAAGCAGAGGCAGGUCCAGUUGAACAACAACAAGAUGAAGACAUUUAUGAGGUUGAAUCUCGUGUGCCUUUACCACAUCCUUUUCCUCUUUGUGAACAUUUGGAUGAAAAUAACUCAGUUGAACAGUUAACAAAUCAUCUGAAAGAGAAAACAGACAAGUGCAGUGAGCUUUUGCUCUCUAAAGAGCAGCUUCAAAGGGAUAUACAAGAGCGAAAUGAGGAAAUUGAGAAACUAGAGUUCAGAGUACGGGAACUGGAGCAAGCCUUACUCCUUAGUGCAGACACUUUUCAAAAGGUAGAGGACCAAAAACAGUUUGGAGCUGUAGAAGCUAAAGCAGAAUUGUCUCUAGAAGUACAAUUGCAGGCUGAGCGAGAUGCCAUAGACAGAAAGGAAAAAGAGAUUACAAACUUAGAAGAACAAUUAGAACAAUUUAGAGAAGAACUGGAAAAUAAGAAUGAAGAAGUUCAGCAACUACAUAUGCAAUUAGAAAUACAGAAAAAGGAGUCUACUACCCGCCUACAAGAACUUGAACAAGAAAAUAAAUUAUUUAAGGAUGAAAUGGAGAGACUGGGAUUUGCCAUAAAGGAAUCUGAUGCUGUGUCUACUCAGGACCAACAUGUGUUAUUUGGGAAAUUUGCUCAAAUAAUACAGGAAAAAGAGGUAGAAAUUGACCAAUUAAAUGAGCAAAUUACAAACCUUCAGCAGCAACUUAAAAUUACAACAGAUAACAAGGUUAUUGAAGAAAAAAAUGAACUAAUAAGGGAUCUUGAAACCCAAAUAGAAUGUUUGAUGAGUGAUCAGGAAUGUGUGAAGAAAAAUAGAGAAGAAGAAAUAGAGCAACUCAAUGAAGUGAUUGAAAAACUUCAACAGGAAUUGGCAAAUAUUGGACAGAAGACAUCAGUAGAUGCUAAUUCUCUCCCAGAAGAAGCAGACAGUUUAAAACAUCAGUUGGAUUUAGUUAUAGCUGAAAAGCUAGCUUUGGAAAAGCAAGUAGAAACAGCUAAUGAAGAAAUGACCUUCACGAAAAAUGUACUUAAAGAAACCAAUUUUAAAAUGAAUCAACUAACACAAGAAUUAUGUAGCUUAAAGAGAGAACGUGAAAAUAUGGAAAAAAUCCAAAGUGUACCAGAGAAAAUGGUUAACAUGGCUAUAGAUGAUCUGAGUAAAGACAAACCUACACUAGAAGUUCUUACUGAGGAUGAUCUUAAACCCCUAGAGAAUCAGACUUAUCUCAGAUCUUUCGAAGAAAACAGCAAAGUUUCCAUAAGUAAUUUGGAAAAAAAGUUGCUACAACUUGAGAGCACUAUUAGUGCAAAGGACUUAGAACUUAUCCAGUGUUAUCAACAGAUAAAAGACAUGCAAGAGCAAGGCCAGUCUGAAACAGAAAUGCUUCAAAAGAAGAUUAUAAACCUACAAAAAAUACUUGAGGAAAAAGUAGCUGCUGCUCUUGUGAGUCAAGUUCAACUUGAGGCAGUUCAGGAAUAUGCAAAGUUCUGUCAAGAUAAACAAGCAAUUUCAUCAGAACCUGAAAGAACAAAUACACAGAAUUUAAAUCAACUAACAGAAAAUGAGAUGGGGUCAAAUGUAUCAACAUUAACCUUGAGAAUAUCAGAAUUAGAAAGCCAAGUGGUUGAAAUGCACAGUAGUUUGAUUUUAGAAAAAAAACAAGUAGAAAUUGCAGAGAAAAAUGCUUUGGAAAAAGAAAAGAAGCUGCUAGAACUACAGAAGCUUUUGGAGGAAAGUGAGAAAACACAGGGAGGGAAAGAAAGAAAAAGAAACCCUCCAGGAGAUUGUGAAGUUCAAAAGACAACUACUGAGUUAAUUAGUACCAACAAAGAAAGUGGAUUUUGGGGGGAACUUGAGGUUCUUAAAGCUGAGUCAGUGGCUACCAAAGAAGAACUUACCAGUUAUAAAGAAAAGGCAGAAAAACUUCAGGAAGAGCUUUUGGUAAAAGAAACAAAUAUGGCAUCUCUUCAGAAAGAUUUAAGCCAAGUUAGGGAUCAACUCACAGAGGCAGAAGAGAAAUUAUCCCACUUCUUAGAAAAAGAAGAUAAGAUUGAGGUGCAAGAAAACAGAAAGGUCUGCAUAUUAGAGCCACUUCCUAUUAAAGUGGGUAAAAGCUCUGCAUCCCAAACUGAGGGGACUCUCAGGGUCAAUAGCAGCAAUCAGACUCCACAAAUUCCUGUGAGAAAUUCAGGAAUCCAAAUUGAUUUGCAGAAUGAAUGUUCCUCAGAAGAAGUCGCUGAAAUAAUCAGUCAGUUUACUGAAAAAAUUGAGCAGAUGCGAGAACUACAUGCUGCUGAAAUUUUGGAUAUGGAAUCCAGACAUAUUUCAGAAACUGAAACUUUAAAGAGAGAACAUUAUGUUGCUGUUCAGUUACUGACAGAGGAAUGUGCUACCUUGAAGGCAGUGAUACAGUGUCUGAGAACUAAAGAGGGAUCCUCAUUUCCUGAAUUAACACAUUCCGAUGCUUACCAAACUAGAGAAAUAUGUUCCAGUGAUUCUGGAUCAGACUGGGGUCAGGGAAUUUAUCUUACACACAGUCAGGGAUUUGACACAGCAUUAGAAGGCCGAGGAGAAGAAGGUGAAAGUUCAACAGAUUCCUUUCCAAAGAAAAUAAAGGGAUUACUGAGAGCUGUCCAUAAUGAAGGGAUGCAGGUGCUUUCUCUCACAGAGUCUCCCUAUAGUGAUGGAGAGGACCAUUCUGUUCAGCAGGUUUCAGAAUCUUGGCUAGAAGAGAGAAGAGCUUACCUUGAUACCAUCUCAUCUCUUAAGGAUUUAAUUACAAAAAUGCAAGUGCAAAGAGAAGCUGAGGUUUAUGAUAGUUCUCAAUCUCAGGAGACCUUCUCAGACUGGCGAGGUGAACUUCUGCUUGCCCUUCAACAAGUUUUCUUAAAGGAGCACAGUGUUUUACUAGCCGCAUUUCAGACUGAGCUGACAGCUCUAGGUACUAGAGAUGCCGUUGGAUUAUUAAACUGUUUGGAACAGAGAAUACAAGAACAGGGUAUUGAAUAUCGAGCAGCUAUGGAAUGCCUCCAGAAAGCAGAUAGAAGGAGUUUGUUAUCUGAAAUUCAAGCACUGCAUGCUCAAAUGAAUAGCAGAAAAAUGAUUCUGAAAAGAGAACAAGAGAAUGAUAAACCAAGCCAAGAAGUCUUGGAAUAUAAUAUACAGCAGAAGCAGUCUCAAAUGCUGGAGAUGCAAGUGGAGCUGAGCAGUGCGAAAGACAGAGCCACAGAACUGCAGGAACAGCUGAGUUCUGAGAAGAUGGCAGUUGCUGAACUAAAGAGUGAACUUGCACAAACUAAAUUGGAACUAGAAACAACACUCAAGGCACAGCAUAAGCACCUAAAAGAAUUAGAGGCAUUCAGGUUGGAAGUUAAAGAUAAGACAGAUGAAGUACAUUUGCUUAAUGAUACAUUAGCAAGUGAACAGAAAAAGUCAAGAGAGCUCCAGUGGGCUUUGGAGAAAGAGAAAGCCAAAUUGGGACGCAGUGAAGAACGGGAUAAAGAAGAACUUGAGGAUCUGAAAUUUUCACUUGAGGGUCAGAAAGAAAGGAAUAUUCAGCUAAGUCUACUUUUGGAACAACAGAAACAGCUACUAAAUGAAGCACAGCAAAAAAUAGAAUCACAGAAAGUGCUAUAUGAUGCCCAGUUAUCAGAGGAACAAAGUCGAAACUUAGAGCUUCAAGUUCUUCUUGAAUCCGAGAAAGUUCGAAUUCAGGAAAUGAGUAGUACCCUAGAUAGGGAACGGGAAUUACAUGCACAGCUGCAGAGCAAUGAUGAUAGUGGGCAACCUCGGCCAUCCUUACCUUCUGAGGACCUACUUAAAGAGCUACAGAAACAGCUCGAGGAAAAACACAGUCGCAUAGUAGAAUUGUUAAAUGAGACUGAGAAAUAUAAACUGGAUUCUUUGCAAACAAGACAGCAAAUGGAAAAAGAUAGGCAGGUUCAUAGGAAGACGUUGCAGACAGAACAAGAGGCCAACACUGAAGGACAGAAAAAAAUGCAUGAGCUCCAGUCCAAAGUGGAAGAUCUUCAGCGCCAGCUGGAAGAGAAAAGGCAACAAGUUUAUAAGUUAGACCUUGAAGGAAAGCGACUACAAGGAAUUAUGCAGGAAUUCCAGAAGCAAGAACUGGAACGAGAAGAAAAACGAGAAAGUAGAAGAAUUCUGUAUCAGAAUCUUAAUGAGCCAACCACAUGGAGCUUAACCAAUGAUCGAACUAGAAAUUGGGUUCUUCAACAGAAAAUAGAAGGAGAAACAAAAGAAUCAAACUAUCCUAAAUUGAUUGAAAUGAAUGGAGGAGGAACUGGCUGUAAUCAUGAAUUAGAAAUGAUCAGACAAAAGCUUCAACAUGUAGCUUCAAAACUACAGCAUCUAGCCCAGAAAGCCUCUAAUAGACUACAGUUUGAAACAGCAGAUGAUGAAGAUUUCAUUUGGGUUCAGGAAAAUAUUGAUGGGAUUAUUUUACAACUACAGAAAUUAACUGGCCAGUCAGGCGAAGAGCCCAACUUGGCGUCCCCAAGUAUGUCUUGUGGCUCAUUGACUGAAAGACUACUGAGACAAAAUGCUGAGCUGACAGGACAUAUCAGCCAACUGACUGAAGAAAAGAAUGAUUUAAGAAACAUGAUUAUGAAGCUGGAAGAGCAGAUCAGGUGGUAUCGACCAACAGGAGCUGGUAGAGAUUAUUCUUCUAGGUUUUCAUUCAGUGGUUGUACCAACAUUGAAGCCAUCCUUGCUUCUGAAAAAGAAGUGUGGAACAGAGAAAAAUCAGCUCUUCAGAAAUCCUUGAAAAGGGCAGAGGCUGAAGUGUACAAGCUGAAAGCUGAACUAAGAAAUGAUGCUUUACUUCACAAUCUCAGCUCCGAUUCUGAACAUGUCACUUUAAAGAGAAUUUAUGGUAAAUACCUGCGGGCAGAAAGUUUUCGAAAAGCUCUCAUUUAUCAGAAGAAAUACCUGCUGCUGUUACUGGGUGGGUUCCAGGAAUGUGAAGAUGCCACCCUGGCCCUGCUUGCCCGGAUGGGGGGUCAGCCGGCCUUCACAGAUCUAGAGGUGAUCACCAACCGUCCAAAGGGCUUCACGAGGUUUCGGUCAGCUGUCAGAGUAUCCAUUGCAAUUUCAAGAAUGAAAUUUUUGGUUCGACGGUGGCAUCGAGUCACGGGUUCUGGAUCCAUCAAUAUUAACAGGGAUGGCUUUGGUCUGAAUCAAGGCACUGAAAAGACUGACCCAUUUUAUCAUUCUUCUGGUGGGCUUGAGCUAUAUGGAGAGCCAAGACAAACUACCUAUCGUUCAAGAUCAGAUCUGGACUAUCCUAGGUCUCCUUUACCAUUUCAAAAUAGGUAUCCAGGCAUUCCAGCUGAUUUAAAUCCUGGUUCCCUAGCAUGUUCUCAGCUUCAGAAUUAUGAUCCUGACAGAGCCCUGACAGAUUAUAUCACUCGGCUAGAAGCACUGCAAAGACGACUUGGAACUGUACAGUCAGGUUCAACUACUCAGUUUCAUGCUGGCAUGAGAAGAUAAUCCUUUGAAACAUCAUUAAUUGAAGUGAUUUUAAACAAAUUUCCUUUUGUAAAUCAAUGGUUCUUUUGUGUUUUUGUAUUGUGAAUAUUCAAUGGGACCAGUACAAACACAGCUUAUGAUUGUAUACAAAUCCCUCACCAGAACAUGAAAACUGGAAUUUGUAUAUAUAAACAUUGUGCAUGUGUUCAUGCACAGUAAUCAUUAAAUUACAUGUAUAUUUGUGGAAUGCUAAUUUAAAACAUUAAAUUAUAAACCUUGUGUAUUUAUCAAAUGGGUGAAAAGAUUAAACUUUUGCGCAUUAUGAUAUUGCUGAAUGUGUAGCUUGAGGUGUCCUGCACUUUUCUUAUAAGGCUACUGAAGUUACAUGUUUCUGCCUAAUAUAUUUGCUACUGGUGAUGAAGACAGAUAUCACUUGUAGAGACCUAUUUUUGUAUAAUGGUAGAAGUUUUGAAUUUUAUGGGGUAUUUUGUCAAGUACUGAAAUAAAAAUGACUUCACCAUUUUCACCACA
Propithecus coquereli (Coquerel's sifaka) is the source of this 11653-nucleotide messenger RNA. RefSeq names its product A kinase (PRKA) anchor protein 9 (gene AKAP9). Bases 209 to 11143 code for a protein of 3644 amino acids. The record is from RefSeq and is a predicted model, not a curated record. Gene Ontology annotation, molecular function: protein kinase A regulatory subunit binding; DNA binding; potassium channel regulator activity. Gene Ontology annotation, biological process: regulation of Golgi organization; maintenance of centrosome location; signal transduction. Lineage: Eukaryota; Metazoa; Chordata; Mammalia; Primates; Indriidae. The transcript is spliced from 46 exons. Gene Ontology annotation, cellular component: synaptic membrane; Golgi stack; centrosome.